Molecule: messenger RNA, 1800 nt
Organism: Megalops cyprinoides (Indo-Pacific tarpon)
Lineage: Eukaryota; Metazoa; Chordata; Actinopteri; Elopiformes; Megalopidae
Gene: fbxo28
Product: F-box protein 28
Exons: 5
Coding region: 6-1112 (368 amino acids)
Biological process (GO): protein polyubiquitination
Molecular function (GO): protein binding
Source: RefSeq, a predicted model, not a curated record
CGAAGAUGGCGGCUGUGGAAGAGAGAGUAGAGAGAGGUGCCGGAGCGCUGGAUUCUGAUUCGGUUUCACCGAGACUGUCCACUCCUCCGCCGGAUCAGCCUCACCAGAACAACCCGCUCCUAGGACUUCCCAUCGUGGCGAUCGAGACCAUCCUCAAUUUCUUGUCCUACGACGAAAUCAGUCUGCUGCGCUUGGUGUGCAAGCGCAUGGACAUGAUCUGCCAACGCAUGCUCAACCAGGGCUUCCUCAGAGUGGAGCGCUACCAUAGUCUGUGCCAGAAGCAGGUGAAGGCCCAGCUACCCAGACGGGAGUCAGAGCGGAGGAACCACUCGCUGGCUCGUCAUGCAGACAUCCUGGCUGCCGUGGAGACGCGCCUGUCCCUGCUCAACAUGACCUUUAUGAAAUACGUCGACUCCAACCUCUGCUGCUUCAUACCCGGCAAGGUGAUCGACGAGAUCUACCGCGUGCUGCGGUACGUGAACUCCACGCGGGCGCCCCAGAGGGCCCACGAGGUGCUGCAGGAGCUGCGGGACAUUUCCUCCAUGGCCAUGGAGUACUUCGAUGAGAAGAUCGUCCCCAUCCUCAAGAAGAAGCUGCCAGGGGCCGACCUCUCAGGCCGCCUCAUUGGCUCCACCCCAGUGGCCGGCCCCUCCACCUCGCUGACCACCAUGUCGCUGCUGGCCAAGAACACGCCGUCGCGCUCGGAGAUGACCAAGGUGCAGCAGCAGGUGAAGGUGAACGGGGCGUCCAUGACGGCGCUGCGGCGGGAGAUGUCGGAGGUGCGGGUGAAGCAGCUGGAGCAGCAGAAGCAGCUGCAGGACCAGGAGCAGAAGCUGCUGGAGCAGACGCAGGUCAUCGGCGAGCAGAACGCCCGGCUGGCCGAGCUGGAGCGCAAGCUGCGCGAACUGAUGGACAGCGCCGUGGGGGGCGGGGCGGGGGGAGGCCCCGCCUCUGCCACCAACCCCGCCCCCGCAUCGUCAUCAUCUUCCUCCUCCCCCAGUGCUGUGGUCUCCAGCGGGGGGGCGGCGGGCGUGGACGGCCCUCCCUACAAGCGUGCAAGGAAGAGCCCGGACUCUACCCGCCAGUCCAAACGCCUGCGCAGCAAGAAGUAGAGGGACUUUUAUCUUUUUCUUUUUUUUUUUUUCCUCCGUUGUUGCGAGGCCACGCCCAUGCCCUGUGGUAUCAUUUUUUUCCCCCCUCUUUAUUUUGAAUGUCACUCGGAGAGCUGAUGAGGAGGGGAGUGUGGGAGGGAAGGAGGAGGGAGGGAGGAGCAUGGAGGGGGUGUAGAUCAGCCUGUUUUCUUGUGUUGGGUCCCCUCCACGCCUAAUAUGUCCCCACCCACUCCCCUCCUGCCCCGACAUAUACUCAUACACCCCCUCCACACACACAAACACACACACACACACACACACAUCCUGACAUAGAAUUGGGCUUUUUCACCAAAAGGGGCAGUGGACUGUUGGGCUGUCGUGUCCUCAUUAAAACCCAUGCAGAAGCGUAACAAAGGCAAGAGUAGAAAUGUACACAGGGAGAGAUCUUAUACGAUGAGUCCUGCACACUCCGGGGGCACACGUUUAGCCAAAGAGAGUCCUACUGUCUCAUCAGUCCAUGUAGCCAGCACACUGAAAUAUCUUCCAGGGGAAGGGAGGCAGUUCACAGCUGGGAGGGCAGUCGCUGAGGUAACGGGUACCAAAAACCGAACUGAAUCAGUCUCUUAAGUUGGCAGGUGGCCGCAGCCUUGAUCUCAGGGCGCUUGAAAGGUUCUGCUUUCACAAACGAUCAGAUGGCUUCCUUUGUGAC